Molecule: messenger RNA, 963 nt
Organism: Cydia fagiglandana
Lineage: Eukaryota; Metazoa; Arthropoda; Insecta; Lepidoptera; Tortricidae
Exons: 2
Coding region: 61-951 (296 amino acids)
Source: RefSeq, a predicted model, not a curated record
AUAAAAUAUUGACAUCAUUUUAACAUACCUUAAAACUAUCAAUAUUUAUUGAAUAGUGAAAUGACACAAUCGCCAAAGAAAUACGUGUCUACAUACACAAGUUCUACAACUAAUAGAGGUGUGGAAGCUAAAGAGGUAGAGAUAGGCAACAUACAACUGGAUACUUCGUCUCAGUACCAGGAGAGUACGGAUGUGGAGAUACGCUCACAGGCGUCAGCGGACACCGGUUCAUACCUACAAGUCGUCGUCCAAAAGCACAAGAAAAAAGAACCAACGGUCGCCGCAACACAGACGUCCCCUAGACUACCCAUCGCUUCCAGCCCAAUAAAAACCAUCAGGAAUGGCUCAGGAGACCAUCCUUUAUACGUCCUGCCCCAUCAUAUGUUAGUUUAUAAUACCCUGAACCAUGAAAAACCCGAGAAAAAGAAAUUACCAACUAUUAAAGAGCCUAGGCGUUCAUUUUGGUCGAAAUUUAUAGAAAAUACUAAAGACACAUCACCAGAUAAAGUAGAUUUAUACUAUUUUGAAAAAAGUACAGGUGAUUAUUUAGCUACGUCGGGAAAUUAUACUUAUACGGAAAGAUUUGCCGUGCAAAUGUCUAGGAUACCUAAUAGAAUUGUUGCAGAGAUAUUUUCUAUACCUCAAAUCAUUGUUAAUAUACCUGUAGCUAUAUUAUUAAAUUUAGAACGAGCCGUUUUUACGACGCUUAGAAAUAUAAUCGUAGGCAGCGUUCAGAUAUGGUCGGAUAAUUUCGUAAAGCCAAUUUUGGCGUUACUUUUUAACUCAAUUAUACAGCCACCUUUAGUUUUAGCUGGUAAUGUUGGGAGAAGUGUAAGGGAUGCUUUAAAACCUUUGGCAGAGAUGGUUGGGGACUUUUUAGAGCCGGCAGUGAAAGUGUUAAGUGCUAUAAGACUAGUGAAUAUUGAGAAGAAAUGUGCUCAUAAUGUGUAGAUAGUUAGAAAC